Molecule: messenger RNA, 751 nt
Organism: Caenorhabditis auriculariae
Lineage: Eukaryota; Metazoa; Nematoda; Chromadorea; Rhabditida; Rhabditidae
Source: the annotation of a GenBank genome assembly
AUGCUCAGUUUUCGCAAAGCCCGCGACGUUUUUUUAUGUACUGGAAAGCGAGAAGGAGACAACUGCAUGAGUGGGGAUUAUCAAAUUUGUUACUAUAAAAAUAUUGAAGGAGUUAUGAAUAAUUCGAAAUCACUUAGUUUUUGGAUCCGCUGUCUUAUUCUAGUCAAAAAGGAUAUAUACUUUUCUAGAUAAAGUUAUAAAAAAGUUUCAGGCGUGAGUUAAGAAAAUGGAAAAUAGCCGAAAAUUUUGACGUUUAAAAAAUUUCAUGAUUAAAUUAUUGAUCUGGAGUCGGCUGUUAAUAUAGUCCGUUCAGAUUUUGAAUGUCAAGUCGCUUCUAAAGCUCCACCCCUAAUGGACCGAAAAGCCAAUCAGAGAGCGAGCCAUUCACAGAGUGUUGUUGAAUGACGUCAUUGCACUUGACAUUAAAAAUCUGAACAGACUAUAUAUGGUUAUCAAAAAAGAAAAAAAAAUGGACCUUUUUUUGAAGUUUAUAUGUUUGAAUUUAUUUAGUGAUGGUGAGCGUAUUGCGAGACCCGAUGAGACUGUCCAAUUGGAAACUUUCAUCGAUGAACCGCGCCAUUCACCAACUUCAGGGCUAUCAACAAUUAUUUCAAGAUCAAGGUAUCAAUCUUUCGUUUCUUGCAAAAGGCGUUCUCGCUAGCGACUAAAUAUAAACAUCUACCCAUGUUUGAUCUUUUCAGAAGAACGGAGACGCCGUCGCUCAGCAAAAAUUGACCAAGAAGAACGAUAG